Molecule: messenger RNA, 2157 nt
Organism: Seriola dumerili (greater amberjack)
Lineage: Eukaryota; Metazoa; Chordata; Actinopteri; Carangiformes; Carangidae
Exons: 3
Coding region: 241-1770 (509 amino acids)
Molecular function (GO): GTP binding
Source: RefSeq, a predicted model, not a curated record
AGGAAACCGAAGACGGCACGUCUGCGAGUGUUUUCUUGUCAACGUGGAAUAAGUCAUUUGUGGGAUUACUCAGACAUUUGACCGUCCACCAGGGUUUCUGCCUCUGAAGUUAGAACGCUGUUUUAUGUGGACGUGCACUGCAACACACAAGGCUUGUUUGAAUGCACUGCUAGACCAAACCUCAGACACCAUCACACCUGAUUCACCUUCACUGUGUGGAGCUCUGCACCAGGAAUCACCAUGGCAACGAUCAGUAAUGUCUCGGAAAAAUACAAGGACAUCAUCUCCAAAAGUUCUCUGAUCCAUUCAGGAUCUCCUGCUCUAUACCAGCUGAGACCAAAGAAAGAGAGGAUCGGUACUCUGACCAGAAGGACUAUUGGUGAAAGAAAUUUGAACAAGGUAAAUAAAACCAUCUUACUUGUGGGAGAAACAGGAACAGGGAAAUCUACUCUGAUCAACACUCUGGUCAACUACGCCAUGGGAGUAGAGUUUGAUGACGACAUCUGGUUUGAGAUCGAAGAGGAGGAGAAGAGAAGUCAGUGUGAUAGUCAGACAUCAGAUGUGAUCGUGUACGAGAUCUUUGGAUUUGAAGAUAAAACUCUGCCCUACUCUCUGACCAUCAUUGAUACUCCUGGAUAUGGAGACACCAGAGGGACUGAAAAGGUUGACAUCAGUCAAAGAUUACUGGACUUGUUCAGUUCAGAAAAUGGAGUUCAUGAAAUUAAUGUAGUGGGUCUGGUGAUGAAGGCGACAGAGAAUCGAGUGACAGACCAUCUGAGGUACAUCUUCAAUUCAGUGAUGUCUCUGUUUGGAAAGAACUUGGAGAAGAACAUCGUCGCUAUCAUCACUCACUCAACUGGAAUGCCACCUAAAGCUGUUCUUGAAGCUCUUGAAGAUGCAAAAAUUAAAUGUGCCAGAGAUGAGAGGAAACAGCCGGUUCACUUCCUGUUGAAUAACUGCCAGAAUAAAGACCGAACACAGGGCAGAGAAUACCUGCAACAAGCUGAUAAAGUAACAAUGAGAGGAAUUAGUCAGUUCAAAGACUUCCUGCAGACAUCCAGACCUCAGAAGCUGAUGACAACAGUUGAAGUGUUGAAUUCACGCAUCAGACUGACGGCCUGCAUCCAAAACCUGGAACAGAGAAUUGAGUUGAUUGAACUGAAACAGACAGAAAUCAAACAGACUCAGGAAGCUCUGAAGAAACAUGAACAUAAGAUGAAGAAGAAUGAGAAGUUCACUGCAGAAGUGGAUGAGGUCUACAAAGAGAAAGAACCUAUCAAAGGUGGGAUGUGGUUGUUUUUUUAUGAAGGAGCUGUGACCUGUGAAGUCUGUAAAGAGAACUGUCACUAUCCAGGAUGCACAAUGGCCUGGAGUCCUGGACACUGUGAGGUGAUGAAAGGAGGCAGCUGUAUUGUUUGUACCAAGAAGUGUCCUGUAUCAGAUCAUGUGAAAGAAAAGUGGAGGUUUGUGACCAAGACAAGAAAAGUUCAGAGGACUCUACAAGGCAUGAAAGACAAGUACGAAGAGAAUAAAGCAGAAAGUGAGAAGAAGUCGAGCCUCCUGGAAAAUCUAGAAAAGGAAAUGGAAGAGCUGACGGCCAACAAAGAUCAGUACCUUGAAGAGUCCUACCAACAUGUCGUCAGUCUGGGUCAGAUCGCCCUCAGGGUCGAUUCACUGUCCUCUCAUGGUCACUUGGACUUCCUGAUUCAAAAGAUGAAGGAGAGAGGAGACACAGAGAAGCUCCAGAGACUGGAGGAGAUGAAAAUUUGAGUGGAUGAAGAGUCAGAGGAGGAUUGUGGUACGGUUAUAGAAGUAGUGAUGUAGGUGAAGGACAUCACCAUGAAGAGUCAGACAGACAACACGACCAUUUGAUGAUGAUUCUGUCUUUCUGUGGUUUGUGACCAGAUACCUGCAGAACUAAUGACAUUCCCACCAGCUUGACUGGAUGCUGUGUUUACUUCUCGUUAGUAAACGUUAGCAUGCUAAAUUGCUAAACUGAAAUGUUCCUCUGUCUCUCAAUUUGAAUACUUCCGUACUCACCCUUAGUAAUAUGAGUGCAUAAGUGCGUUGUCACUGACAAAUAUGGCAACACACACAAUGAGUACGCCUACCUGGAUGGUUCUGCUCGAGGUUUCUGCCUCUUAAAAGGAAGUCUGU